Effrenium voratum is the source of this 1539-nucleotide messenger RNA. NCBI's taxonomy places the organism in Eukaryota, Dinophyceae, Suessiales, Symbiodiniaceae. The record is from the annotation of a GenBank genome assembly.
AAGUGCUGGCUCGCAUCUUGACCCCACGAACCCGGUGUCCUGCUGUCGCCUGGCUGAGCCGGUUUUGCCCAAAGAUGGCGACGCAGACUCAGGUCGCCGAGGUCACCGAUUGGGUGGCGCGGCAUGGCUUCGAGCGUGUGGCGCUCCAAUUCCCCGACGCCAUGCUGGCAGAUGCCGUGGGUUUCGUGAAGGCGGCGCGCGAGGCGCUGCCGCAGGUGCGGUUCUUCAUUCUCGGAGACUCCUCCUUCGGGGGAGGGGGCGUGGAUGAGGUGGGAGCCCUGCACUACGGCGCGGACUGCAUAGUGCGGUUCGGGCACGCCGACCAGCAGAGAGGCGGAAGUUUACCUGUGCUCUUUGUGCUUGGCAGCGGGGAGGGGAGCAGCUGCCAGCAAGAUGCUGAGAAGGUGGCUAGAGCACUUGACGGCUUGGGGAACUCAGAAGUGGCCCGCCUGGUGGUCAUCAGCGACCUCCAGUGCCAGCACCUUGCUGAGCCUCUUGCCAAGGUGCUGGCGCGUCGCUUCGAAGGUGAGCACAGAGCGUGGCAGGUGUUAGUGGCCAGACCGCGGAUGGAGGCCUUUUCUGGAGAUGUCCCAGCUUGGCACGACUGGCGCUGGGGGUGCCUAGACCUGACCUGCUCCUGGUGGGCCAACCUGGGAACCCUCACUCUGGCUGGGGCGGCGCGGCCUUUCCCAUUGCGGGCCUGCGGCCGCGAGGUUGCAGCGCUGGAGACGGCAAAUGUGGAGACGGGCUGCCAAAGAGCGCUGCUGUGGGGCCGAGAGCUACCGCCCCACAGUGUGGUGCUUUACGUGGGCGCCCAGGGCACCAGCCUGGAGAGAUGUAUCCUGCUGCGAUAUGGGGCCGACCUUCCGGUUUGGCGUCUGCAGCCAGGCACUGCGCCAGACGCGCAGCUCGAGCGGAUCUUCAGCCAUGGUCUUCUGCAGAGGCGGUAUCGCUUUGUGGAGCUGGCACGGGCGGCUGGCACCGUGGGGCUGCUGUUGGUGGCAGCUGGGGGGCCAACCGCCCUGGGCCGGGCCUUGGCCCAGCGCCUUGAGUUCCUGCUGGCCAAGGCCGGCCGGAAAUCCUACCGCCUGGUGGUGGGCCAGCCCACGCAGGAGAAGCUGGGCAACUUCCCGGAGAUCGAAUGCUACGUGCUCCUCUCCGGCCCAGAGCAGUUUCUGUGGGAGGUCCGGGACUUGAUGGUCCCAGUCUGCACGCCCUUCGAGCUGGAGGUCGCCCUGGGCGCGCGAGAGUGGACGGGGCAGUACAUCACGGACCUUGAGGAGCUGCUGCUUUCGGCGCCCGUGACGCAGAGCCUCCCAGACGGGGCCAGCACCGAAACUGUGGUGCAGACCCUGGGCGCCGCUCGGCUAAGGCACUUUGGCGCUGAAGCGCAGGCGCCGCAGCCGGCGCAGAUAACCCAAACCACGGCCCAGCUGCAGGCGCAGGCGCAGCGACCCGCGCCAGCUGAAAUUACUCCCGGCUUGCAUGGCGUGCCGUGGAAGUACAGCCAGGAGGAGUCCUUUGAACAUUGAGCGCGCA